Messenger RNA from Colletotrichum karsti, 960 nucleotides. RefSeq lists its product as uncharacterized. The record is from RefSeq and is a predicted model, not a curated record. The coding region runs from base 1 to 960 and encodes 319 amino acids. The transcript has 6 exons. Lineage: Eukaryota; Fungi; Ascomycota; Sordariomycetes; Glomerellales; Glomerellaceae.
AUGGUCAAAAUCGCAAUCGCAGGCGCAUCAUCGAGCUUUGCUCACGAUGUGAUCGACGCUAUUCUCGCCAAAGGAGACCAUGAGAUUCUCGCACUUUCUCGUCAGGUAAGCCAGGCCGUGAUCGGGUCAUGGAUUCCAUGCUCAGCGUUGCACGAAAACAAAAGGGAUGCUGCAACAGACGGGCGUGUCGUCUGCAAAGCGGUCAACUACGACGACCGAAACGCUCUGACGGAGACUCUCCGUGGGUGCGAUGUGGUUCUCUGCUUUUUCACGGGGGCAGAUCCAGCUAGCGCCACUCAAAGAGAGAAAGUCUUGAUCGACGCUGCUAUCAAUGCUGGUGUCCGGCGUUUCGCUCCGAGCGAGUGGGCCACUCAAAGCAACAGCGGCACACUUGUCUAUGGAUUUAAAGAUGAGUUUCGGAGGUAUCUCGAAGACGUGAACAAGGAACAGAAGGUGAUCGAGUACACCCUGUUUCAGCCAGGUCUUUUUCUGGACUUUUUUGCCCACCCGCGCCCUGGUGGUCGCAAGGCUAUUGUGCCUGGUAAUGGAGACUACCCCUUGGUACUGACAACGGUGCGGGAUACCGCGGCCAUGAUUGCCGAAGCGAUCGAAUACACUGGAGAGUGGCCCACAACAGGCGGCAUCCGUGGAUCGCGGAUGAUGGUAAGCGAUUUAGUUAAGGUCGCUGAAAGUCUGAGAGGUUCCUUCGACAUCGAAAAGGUUGACGAGGGUGACAUUCUCUCUGGUCAGCUCUCGGCCGAGUGGGUGCCGAUUUUGAAGCAUCCCGGGAUCCCUGUCGGUCAAGAAGUCGUGAUGUCUAGGUUCACAGCGCAGCAGUUCAUCCAGGGAACUAUCACAGGAGCUUGGGAUGUGUCUGAUGACUGGAACAAGCUGAUGCCAAACUUCACGUUCACAUCCGCUAAGGACUAUCUCACUGAGAUCUGGGGUAGCAACGCCUAG